AUUUUCUUUUUUUUGGGUGAACUAUCCCAAAAAAGUCCCACUCUCUCUAUCAGUCUUUGUGUGGCCCAUGAGGAAGAAAAGAGGAUAGGAGGACCAUGUUGCUCCAGCAUCCACUCCCUAAGCCAUAGAAUAUGAUAGUUGAUAGAAACCAAAUGUGCCAUGGUGUCCACUGGCUUUGAUUAAACCUUCACGCAGACACAGAUGCAUCCUGACUGUGAGUGAGGAACUGAACUGCCGCUCAAAGGUCACCAAGGAACGAGAUUCGCUAAUGUAGUUUUGCCCCAAAUACCCACAUUUUAUCCCUCCCAAAGUUUAUCUAUUUACCAAUUGUACAAGUUCUGGGAAAUGUACUCCUGCCUUUGCCCAAGCCGUGUCACAGUGCAUUUCGUGCUGUUUGGACAUCAAAGUGCCGUGCAAAAGGAAAUUGGGAGGACCACCUCACAGAGACAAAGCAAAAUAGCAUGCUGCGGCAUAUCAGUGUUCCCUUUGAUGCUCUGUGUGUGUGUGUGUGUUUCACAGAGAGCCCUUUGAGAGUCACAUUUGAUAUGCAUUCUGCAUGGAGUCCAUUAGGAUAUUACAGUUUCAUCAGCAGUGAUCUAAAUGUUUCCAUAUACUCUGCAUUUUCCCUCUGGUAAAGUGGGAUCUAGACGUUGGGCUCAGGUACAACUAUUUUGCCCCCCAGCUAGGGCCCCUCUUACAGUAAUGCUCACAUAUCGCCUGCACGGACCACAGCGCUGCUCAAAAGAAAGACCGCAAAUGGCUGUUUUUCAUGUGUAUGAUUGUGAUAUUAUGCUGUGUAGAAGAUCAAAUGGCAGUAAUUGGGGAUUUAUUCCACUGCCUUACGGGUCUACUAGAAAUAAUUUGUUUUGAUGGCACACUACCUGAAUUGGUAAAUAUUGUAUGAUGAUAUAAGCUCUUUGUUUUGCAGCUCUGUCCAGCUGCUCAGCCUCUGGAGGAAAGCUGUCCAAUAGAAGAAGAGCUUAGAGAGAAACCAGCGGUGUUACGGCAAACCAGCUCUGAUUAUUACAGACAGAUCACUAAUACAGACAUGGACAGACUCAAGCACCCUGAGACUGAAGAUUCUCCUCAAGCUCGCUACCCCCCUGCAUCUCUUUCACCUUCUCCACCCAAAUCCACCACUACACCCUCAGUCACCGAUCCAUCUUCUACCUCACAUGGGAAGACUUUCCAGAAUGUUCACUUGGCCACUACGGUGGUGAAGAACCUUAGCUCCAGUACCCCUGCAAGUAAACCAGUACGAGAGAAAGGGAAACUGCUGAUGGGAGAAAUGAAACUUGGAGAUGUUAAAUCUAUUGCCAGCCUUACGAAAUCUGGAUUGACAGCUGAUUUGGCAUUUUCAAAUAAAAUGGUGGUCUUACCGACAGAGGAGGCUAAUUUGUCUGACAUUGAUUACCUGGUGCCCAUGCAUGAUGAAAAGGGCAGACCUAUAGCAGAAUGGAAGAGACAGGUGAUGGUACGACAGCUACAGGCCAGAUUAUUUGACCAGGAAAGCCAAAGAAUUAAGGAGAAUGGUAAUAGACAUGCAAAGAUGGACAGUUGGAGGUUCUCCCAGGCUCACAAUGCCAUCCUUGGUCCAUUUGGAGAACUUCUAACAGAGGAUGACCUCAUCUAUCUAGAGAGGCAAAUUGAGAGUGUCUCCAUGCAGAAGCACUGUGAGGGCUAUGAAAUGGAACUUGCUCGUCUAGCUGAAGAACUACGCAACAUUCUCCCAGCACCCAUUGUCAACAUCACAGUCAACACCCAAUACAAGAACGCUACGCAGACUCCUUUACCUGUUUGGUGCAACCGUAUUUCAGGCAUUGUGAAGAGUAUGUCACUACUUAUGACAAACCUUACAGAUCAGCCUUACUGCAAAAUGCCAAACACGGAGCUUGUGAAUGUCUUCUCUCAGGCCUCAGAGAGGCAAGCAACCAACAGAGGAAGGAGGGAGAAGAUAGAAAAUGAGAUUCACCAAUUUGGGGUCUCUGUGAGAAACCUGAAGUCCAACUUUGAGAAUCAAAAUGAUUCUUCAUUGGAGGAUUUAAUGAGGGUUGGAUCAUUGGUUCAACAAGUCCAACAACCAGUUAAGAAUGGUUUUGAUGAGGACUCUCAAAAACAAGAUCAAAGAACGGAGGCUGAUCUUGAUGAAGAUGAUACAUCUUUCGACUAUGUCAUCAGUGAUGCCAUGGAAAGUACAACCCUGAGAAAAGAACGUAUUGUGGUGUUGUUCUUGGGUCACUGGAAGAAGUCUGCUUAUACUGUAACCGUAAGAAAUGCUCAGAGGAAACAAAGUGUUGAUUCACUGGAAAUAAAGAAGCCCAAGUGUGAGCGUAAAACUAGCUUGGAUAUCUCUCAGAAGAGGACCAUGGAGAAUGGUAAACUGGGGCACUUUUUCAAGCAGAGAAGUGCCAUCAAUAAGAUGAUUGGGAACUGGAGAAGCAUGAUCUCAUUUGUCCCAUCAAGGCAGAUCCGAAGACUCAACCGACAACAGGCAAUUUACUCACCUGAGCAGUUCCUGCCUCGUGUGGAUGGAUCUCCCAUCGACUACGACACCCUGACACUCGAUCUCUUCAUGCUUGGCUACUUUCACAUACUGGAGCUGGAUUUGCCACCGGAUGAGAGAAAAAUGAGACACCUCUUGUGCUUUGAAGUGUUCGAUCAUGUGGGCCGUUUUACCUGGGAGACUGUCCGGGAUUUUCACAAGGCUGUAAUUCAGGACAUUGAGGCUGGAAACCGGGAAUGGAAGGAUGGAUUUGAGGACAUUAAAGUAAAGUUCUUCGGAGAUGGAUCAGGCCAACCAGAGCUUGAACAUUCAGAACAGACCACAGUAGUAGAAACUAGGCGUGUGCCUAAAGUCAUCGUACAGACGCCCACUCCAGAUGAGAGUGAUGUGCUCAGAAGUAAUGCAGAUAUUAGUUGUUUGACUAAUGAGGAGAUAUGCAAAUAUAUUGAUCGUAGUUUUGCGUUCUGGAAGGAAAAGGAGGCUGAGAUAUUUGAUUUUGAAGAAUGACAGUAAGCCUGUUUGGGUGGUGUGGGGGUGUACAUAAAGAUUUCUUAUCUUUAAGAAUAUAUUUUGGGGGGAUUUGAUUUAGAAUUGACUGGUAGCAAUAUUUAUACAGCUGUGGCAUUUAAAGGUGCUGUUUGUGAGUUUUUGCCUAAAAACUAAAUCAUAAUAAUACGAUAAUAGUUUGCAGAUAUUUAAGGAACAUGCUAAGUGAACAUUCUUGUUUAUCUAAAAAACAAUACUAUUGUCAGAAUGUUUGUCUUUGUUUUGGGCUGUGUAACUCCACCCACUACAAGUUUACCCAAUGAUAAUUUAGCACCCAAGGUUGCAUUGGUGGAACCCACAUAGUAUUACAUUUCGGUCAUGAAGGCUGCCUCAAUAAUUGCAGGCGCAGCCAAAAAUAUGACUUCUAGAGGGCAGUAGCUACCUCCAAAAUGAGAUACAGAUUCAGAGUUAUAAAAAUCCGUAUGGGAUGGUUUUUAUGUAGUCAAAAAUUAUAAUAUUACAAACGUAAACAACUGAUCAGCAGUCUGUAAGGUUCAAUCUUCAGACACGCUUGUGCUGUCAAUCUGGCAACUUGUCUGACUCAUGUCUGAGGAGGAGGGGCCAGGUGAAAUGUAUCCCUAUCCAAUAUUUUGAAUUUGGAUUGCAAAACCUAGUUCAACCUCUAGUUGUAAAUCCUACAUGCUGCACCUUUAAGGCAUCAUUUUGCCAUUUAUUCUCCAAUUUUCCAGGAGUGCAAAAUGGAAGACUGCCAUAAAUUGAUAUUUGUUACUCUUUUCUGAUUAUUUAUUAUCAGUAUGCGAUGAUUUAAAUAACUUCAGUUCAGUUUUUGUUACUUACUAAGAAUUUGACAUUUACUUACAGAGGCUGAUAUGUUUUGAUUUGCACCAGUAUUGGAGGCUGCUUAUUUAAACGAUUGAAUAAAAUAAAUGAUCAUAUGAUUGCUUACUGUU
This is a messenger RNA of Danio rerio (zebrafish), 3960 nucleotides long. Lineage: Eukaryota; Metazoa; Chordata; Actinopteri; Cypriniformes; Danionidae. The record is from RefSeq and is a predicted model, not a curated record.